Messenger RNA from Echinops telfairi (small Madagascar hedgehog), 8404 nucleotides. It is a transcript of the gene COL6A5, whose product is annotated as collagen type VI alpha 5 chain. The record is from RefSeq and is a predicted model, not a curated record. Gene Ontology annotation, molecular function: extracellular matrix structural constituent conferring tensile strength. Lineage: Eukaryota; Metazoa; Chordata; Mammalia; Afrosoricida; Tenrecidae. The transcript is spliced from 37 exons. Gene Ontology annotation, biological process: extracellular matrix organization. The coding region runs from base 105 to 7721 and encodes 2538 amino acids.
GGGCCCCCUAGAAGUGCGCUGACAACUCCCGGGCACUGGGUGCAGCCUCUCUGCAACGCUAAAAGCUGGUGCUAAGGCAAGAGACCUUCGCUGACAAAGAGAAGAUGCUGCUGAUGCUGAGCAAGAUGCUAUUUGUUCUAAUCCUUUGGCACCAAACAUCAGCUUACCAGAGUCCAGGGCCAGGUCCUGAGUAUGCAGAUGUCGUUUUUCUGGUGGACAGCUCUGAUCACCUGGGAAUUAAGUCCUUCCCAUUUGUGAGAACGUUCAUCAACAAAAUGAUCAACAGUCUCUCCAUAGGCACUAACAAGUACCGGGUGGCCCUGGCCCAGUAUAGCGACAGGCUCCACAAUGAAUUCCAACUGGACACCUUCAAGGGCAAGAACCCCAUGUUGAACCACCUCAAGAAGAACUUUAAGUUCCUUGGUGGGUCCCUGCGGAUAGGAAACGCCCUCCGAGAGGCUCACAGGACCUAUUUCUCCACACCCACCAAUGGGCGAGACAAGAAGGAUUUUCCCCCCAUUUUGGUGGUCCUGGCUUCCGCCGAGUCUGAGGAUGAUGUGGAAGAUGCUGCGAAUGCGCUGCGGAACGACGGUGUGCGGAUUGUCUCCGUGGGGAUGCAGCAAGCUUCAGAGGAAAACCUGAAGGCCAUGGCCACGUCUGAGUUUCAUUUCCGCCUGCGGAUAGUCAGAGACCUCAGCACGUUUUCCCAGAACAUGACGCAGAUCAUCAAGGACGUCACUCAGUUCAAGGACGGAGCCGUUGAUGUUGAUUUACCAAUUCCGGUGCUCAGCCCCUGUCAUAGAGAUUCGCUCAUGGACCUUGUGCUCCUGGUGGACGAAACAUUCAGCAGCAGGCAACAAUUAAGGGACUUGCAGAGUUUCCUGGACCAGAUCACUGCCUCUAUGGAUGUGAAAGCCAACUGCAUGAGGCUUGGGCUGAUGAGCUACAGUGACGGAGCAGAGGUGAUCUCUCUUCUGAAAUCAAGCACGACCCAGUCUCACUUUCAGCAGCAAAUCCAGAAGCUUUCUCUCCGCGCUGGGAAGUCCAACACUGGAGCUGCCAUUGAGAAGAUGAGGAGAGAAGCCUUUUCAGAGUCCGGCGGCAGCAGAAGAGCCCAGGGAGUCCCCCAAAUUGCCGUCCUGUUCACCCACAGACCAUCCACUGACCAAGUGAAAGAGGCAGCAUUCAGACUCCGCCAAGAGGGCGUAACUGUGUAUGCCAUGAGCAUCCAAGGGGCCGACAAUAGCCAGCUAGAAGAGAUAGUGUCCUACCCCCCAGAACAGACGAUUUCCAAGCUGGAUUCCUAUGCAGACUUGAAAACUUAUAGUCCGAAAUUUGUGAAAAAGAUCCAGAAUAAAGUAUGGUCCUAUAUUUCUACUCGGGCUGAGCAGUUAGACCUGGAUAAAGCUGGCUGUGUGGACACAGACGAGGGCGAUCUCUAUUUCCUCAUCGAUGGUUCAGGCAGCAUCCGGAAAGAACAGUUCAUGGAAAUCAAGGAGUUUAUGUCGGAGGUGACAAACAUGUUCAGUAUUGGCCCAGAUAGAAUCCGAGUUGGAGCUGCACAGUUCUCGGACGAGUGUACACUGGAAUUUGAUAUCGACAGCUAUUCUAAUAAUGUUGACGUAAGGAAGGCUGUUUUUAACCUCAAGCAGAAAAAGGGUCGUACUUUCACGGGCCAGGCUCUGACUUUUAUGCAGCAAGUGAUAAAGGAGGGACGGAAGCACCGCUUCUCUGCCAUUCCCACCUACCUCAUUGUGCUGACUGACGGGAAGUCCGAUGAUCGGGUCCUGGAGCCUGCACAGAGCCUAAGGGCCGAAGGGACCAUCAUCUAUGCCGUUGGCAUUGGAGCGGCCAUUAAGAGAGAGCUGAGUGAAAUUGCUGGGGUAGAAGAAAGGGUUAGCUAUGGGAAGAACUUUGAUUCUCUCAAAAGUAUAAAGAAUGAAGUCGUUCACAGCAUCUGCACUCAGAAGGAAUGUGAAGACAUGAAGGCUGACAUCAUGUUUCUGGUGGAUAGUUCUGGAAGUAUAGGACAAGACAAUCAUGGGACAAUGAAAACUUUCAUUAAAAACCUGCUAAAUAGGAUCCAAAUUGGUCCCAGCAAAACGCAAAUCGGACUUGUUCAGUUCAGUGACAACAUCAGAGAAGAGUUCCCCCUUAAUAAAUACUUUUCCCAUCAAGACAUUUCUGGUGUGGUAGACUCAAUGCUUCUUAUAGGUAGAAACACGCUAACUGGCCAUGCCCUGGACUCCACCUCUCCUUACUUCACCUCCGCCAGAGGAAGCCGUCCUAAGGUUAAAAAGUUUCUCAUCCUCAUCACAGAUGGGGAAGCACAAGACAGUGUGCUAGAACCUGCUCAAAGGCUUCGGGACCAAGGUGUGAUCAUCUUCUCUGUAGGGGUGUUUGGGGCCAACCGAACCCAGUUAGAGGAGAUUAGUGGGGAUGGCAAGCUGGUUUUCCAGGUGGAGAAGUUUGAAGAUCUGAAGGCCAUCGAAAGCGAACUCAUCUUUCGGGUGUGCACCGUUGACGAGUGUAAAGGGAUCCAGCUGCUGGACGUUGUGUUUGUGCUGGACAAUUCAGGCAGCAUCAGUGAAGAACAGCUACAAAGCAUGAUGAACCUGACCAUCCACUUGGUGGAGAAGGCGAAUGUUGCCAGCGACCGGGUCCAGUUUGGAGCUCUGAAAUACUCGGACCAUCCCGAGACUCUGUUCUACCUGAAUACCUACUCAAGCAGAAAGGGGAUAACUGAGAAUCUGCGGAGGCGCAGGGCCACUGGCGGGUCGACCUACACGGCCAAGGCCCUCGAUUACUCCAACACCCUGUUCACGGAGGAACAUGGCAGCCGCCUCCGACAAGGCGUGAAGCAGAUCCUGAUCAUCAUCACCGACGGGGUAUCCCACGAUCGGGACCAUCUCAACCACACGGCCUUGAAGCUGAGAGAGAAGGGGAUCACCAUCUACGCAGUGGGCGUGGGAAAGGCCGACAGAGAUGAGCUGGAGAUGAUGGCAGGGAGUAAGGAGAAUGCUAUUCACGUGGAAAAUUUCGACAAACUGAAAGAUAUUCACCAGCUUCUCCGAGACAGUCUGUGUGAAGUUUCCCCCGAGGUCUGUAACCGCCAGAAAGUCGAUGUGGUUUUCCUUUGUGAUGGCUCCGAUGUGGUCUCUGAUCUGGACUUUACAACCAUGGUCACAUUUGUGUCCAAAUUAACUGAUGAUUUUGACCCUCAGCCGCAACGAAUGAAAAUUGGGAUGGCCCAAUUUGGGAGCCGCUAUCAGGAAAUUAUUGAUUUGGACAGUUCGUGGAACAAAACCAAGAGGAUGACUCAAAUCAGAACAAUUGACAAGAGCAAAGGGGAUCAGCGAAUCGACAAUGGCCUGGAUCAUGUGAUGAGUCUGUUUGACCCGUCGAAUGGUGGGAGAAGACAUGAAGGUGUCCCACAAACUUUGCUUGUGAUCAUGUCUGGGUCUCCAAAAUUUAAUGUGACAGACAAGGUCCAGAAACUGAAGGACCUUGGGAUUUGUGUCCUGGUGAUGGGCAUAGGAGACGUUCAUAAAGAACAGCUUUUGCCAAUAACAGGCAAUUCGGAAAAAAUAAUCACUUUUCCAGACUUCGGUAAACUGCAGAACAUGGAUGUGAAGAAAAGACUCACGCGUGAGAUCUGCCAGAGCUGCAGGAAAAGCAACAACAAUUGCUACAUCGAUGUAGUGGUGGGCUUUGACAUUUCCUCUCUUCGGCCGGGGCAGCUUUUAUUCCAGGACCAUUCCCAGCUGAAAUCAUACCUCCCAAAGAUCUUAAAGGACAUCAGCUCCAUCAGUGGGGUGAGCUGUGGGGCAGGUGCAGAGGCUCAGGUGAGCAUGGCCUUUAAAGUGAGCAGUGACAGAGAAUUCCCCUCCAAGUUUCAAAUCUACCAGGACGGCCUCUUUGUCAGGCUGAGUGAGGUCACUGUCGGCGGACCAACUCAUCUCAGCACUGAGUUUUUGCAGUCGCUAUGGGACACCUUCGAGGACACAUCUGCAUCCCGAGGACAGAUACUCCUCAUCUUUUCGGAUGGCCUUGGGGAUGCCGACAUCAACAUGCUUGAAGACCAGUCAGACCGGCUCAGAGAAGCAGGACUUGAUGCUCUGCUGGUGGUCUCCCUAAAUCCAACUUCCAAUGAUGAUUUCUCAAGCUUCGAAUUUGGAAGAGGUUUUGAUUACAGGACUCACCUGACCAUUGGAAUGACAACGCUGGGAAAAAUGCUAUCGAAAUACGUGGGUAACAUUGCAGAAAGGACCUGCUGCUGUACCUUCUGUAAGUGUGCAGGACCUCCAGGAGCGCCCGGCAUUCCAGGAUCCAAAAGCAUCAAGGGCUCUCCCGGUUUCAAAGGUAGCGGCGGACACUGGGGAGAGGUUGGAGACCCUGGACGGCGUGGAGAUCCCGGACCCCCAGGAGACAAAGGGGUUGCAGGGUGUCCAGGGGAAAUAGGUCCAAAGGGAAUCAAAGGAUAUUCUGGAAAUAAGGGCAGACCUGGAGAGAGCGGGGCGAAAGGCAGCCCCAGCCCCAGAGGAAGCAGAGGGAGAGCAGGCCAAAGGGGGCCCCCAGGUCUCGAGGGGCAACCAGGAAGUUCUGGACUUAAAGGUGCACCAGGAAAUGAAGGAUUACAAGGACCACAGGGGCAAAACGGAAAUCCUGGCAGGAAAGGAGAAAAGGGAAGCCCCGGGUUUAAAGGACCUCAGGGUUCUCUAGGACCCGCGGGACCCAAGGGGAGCGACGGAAGACCUGGACUAUCGGGCAAAAAAGGAGAACCUGGACUUCUUGGUGGCCCGGGGUCACUUGGACCACCCGGACAAAGAGGAAGGCAGGGAGAUUAUGGCCUCCCAGGCUAUGGUCAGAUGGGACGGAAAGGCGUAAAGGGUUCACGAGGAUUCCCUGGAGAUAUGGGGCAGAAGGGUGAUGUUGGCAAUCCUGGAACAGCUGGCAGUCCCGGACCCAGAGGAUUCCGGGGACGAGUUUUCACUGAAGGCUUUCCAGGGGAAAAGGGAUCACCAGGAACCCCAGGCCCUCCUGGACGCAUCGGCCCUAAAGGUGCAAACGGGAUCACUGACACUUCUCCAUGUGAGCUGAUCCAGUUCUUGCGAGAUCACAGUCCUUGUUGGGAAGGAAGAUGCCCAGUCUACCCAACCGAGCUGGUGUUUGCUCUGGACCAGUCCUACGGCAUCACAGAACAGAGAUUUAACAAAAUCCGGGGCAUCGUCACGUCCAUCGUCAAAGACCUGAACAUCAGGGAGAAUAAUUGCCCGGUGGGAGCAAGAGUGGUCGUGGUUUCCUAUGACUCAGACACCAGCUAUCUCAUCCGCUGGUCUGACUAUCAUAGCAAGAAGCAACUCCUCCAGCUUCUUUCUCAAAUAGGAUAUCAAAACCCCACAAAGCCCCAAGACAUUGGCAAUGCCAUGAGGUUUGUGGCCCGGCAUGUUUUCAAACGGACUUAUGCAGGGGCCAACGUGAGAAGAGUGGCUCUGUUUUUCAGCACCGGUCAAGCAGCCAACAAACUCUCCAUCAUCACUGCCACCAUGGAGCUGAACGCCCUCGAUAUCAGCCCGGCAGUCUUCACUUUUAACGAAAGAGAUUUCCUGGAUGAGGCUUUUGGGUUUGACAACACUGGGACAUUUCAGGUGAUUCCAGUUCCCCCGGAUGAGGACUAUGACCCACUACCACGACUUCGGCCAUGUACACUGUGCUAUGAUAAAUGUUUUCCAAAUACUUGCACCAAAGACGUUUUUAUACCUGAAAAUUCAUAUUUGGACAUAGCCUUCCUCUUAGACAAUUCUCAAAAGAUAGCAACCGAUGAGUUUAAGGCCAUGAAGACACUGGUGAGCUCCAUGCUUGACAGCCUCAGCAUUGCUUCCAAACCCGUAACGUCAGCAUCGGGCGAUCGGAUCGCCUUGCUGACCUAUUCUCCUGGGGACAGAAGACAAAGGAGUGUCAUGAAAACAGAGUUUGGGUUUACGCAUUAUGCCAGCCAAGUCCUGAUGAAGAGACACAUUCAGAAUGCCCUGCACCAGCUUCAUGUGGAAACCCCCAUUGGCCGGGCUCUACAGUGGACCAUAGAACAUCUCUUCCCACAAACACCCAACUUAAGGAAAUACAAGGUCAUCUUAGUGAUCUCAGCUAGAGAAAAUCCUGAGAGAAAGGAAUUCUUAAAGAAGAUGGCUCUGAGGGCCAAGUGUCAAGGUUAUAUCAUAUUUGUGAUUUCUCUGGGCUCUACCCAUAAGGAUGAAAUGGAGGACUUAGCCAGUUACCCCCUUGAACACCAUCUGAUACAGCUUGGGAGGAUUCAUAAACCAGAUCUGGAAUACAUUGUGAAGUUUAUUAAGCCACUGAUAUACUCCAUCAGGCGAGGAUUUAAUCAGUAUCCACCACCGAUGCUUGAGGAUGACUGCAGACUCGUGGAAUCAGAAGGAGAGGACUUUCGAAAUGGCCAGCUCCAAUUUUCUUCCAAGCAAAAUGAGAAUUUUUCAGGCGAGGACAGCUUCUUUGGGGAUGAAAUAUAUACUGAGAGAGACUCGCCUUUUGUGUUGGAGGACAAUGGAAGUGACCAUUUAGUUCACAUUCCAAGCCAAAUAGUUAAGCCACAGACAUUAAUGAUUAAAUAUGGAAAUGCUCAGGCUCCUGAAGAAAUGGCAAGUCUCACUUCUGGGCAUGAAAAUCAUGGCCGAAAAAAAGAAUCCAGUCCAACGUUUGAACCUGUAAACACUUCUCUUCAAGACUAUUACAUGGACGUGGCUUUCCUCAUUGAUGCUUCCCAUAGAAUAGGACAGAGUGAGUUUAAGGCAGUCAAAGCUUCGAUAACCUCAAUGCUCGAUUACUUUUACGUUGCCCCAGAUCCUCUGACCUCCAUCUUAGGAGACAGAGUGGCAGUUCUGACCUACUCUCCUCCGGAUUAUAUGCCCAACUCUGAAGAAUGCCCAGUCUACCUAGAGUUCGAUUUGCUCACUUAUAACAGUGUAUACCAAAUGAAGCACCAUCUCCAAAACUCUGCUCAACAGCUCAAUGGAGAUGUCUUUACUGGCCAUGCUCUCCAGUGGACAAUUGACAAUGUCUUUGAAGGAAUCCCCAACCCAAGGAAAAACAAAGUUAUCUUUAUAGUAUCUGCUGGUGAAACCAACCAUUUAGACAAAGAACUCUUAAUGAAUGUAUCUAUGAGAGCCAAGUGCCAAGGCUACACUCUAUUUGUGUUUUCCUUUGGUCCUACACACAAUGAGAAGGAAUUAGAAGACCUAGCCAGCCACCCAUUGGAUCAUCACUUAGUCCAGCUUGGCCGAAUCCACGAACCAGAUUUGGACUAUAUCACCAAGUUUAUCAAGCCAUUUGUUCAUUUGAUCAGACAUGCCAUCAACAAAUAUCCCCCGACAGAUCUGGGACCCAAAUGUGCCAACUUCACCUCUCCCAACCUAAACAACGCCGGGACAGAAUACACUAUACCCCGUCAUCCUGAAGUGCAUGGAACAGAUUCAGAGAGUGGUAAGCCGUUUGGUGAAUUUGAUUCCCAGGAGCAGCAUUUCUUUAUAAUAGGGAGCAACCACAGUGAUGGUUCUGAGACCAUGAUUAAUUUGCUCCAGAAAUUAUAUCUGCUCUUUGCAACUGGAGAAAUGAUUAAAAACAAGGAAGAAGCACAGUCAGAAGAAGUCUCAGCUUGUGAAAAUCAUGAACCACAAGGAAAAACAGCUAUUGAAGACACAAGAUGAUCUGAGCAGAAAGGAAAACGGUGCCACCAGCAUUUUUAAUCCCAUGUGAUUCUAGCCAGAAAGGGUACCUACUAGAGAUGGCGUGCUAAGUGGCACAAAUUAUGAGGCAAAGACAUCCAGGAAACCAACUCAGAAACCAGGAAAAGAUGUCAUUUCUUCUGGGACAGCUGGCCCCGAUGACUAACCAGGCCUUUUAUUUGACCACUCUGUACAGCUCAGCCAUCCAUCUUGAUAAUGUGCCAAUGAUUUUAUUUUUGUCAUAAUUAUCAUCACAUCUAGAUCUAAAAUUGAAGUCUUGAGUAAAAGUAAUUCGAAUUGAAUUUUCCUAUGAAAGUCUUCUGUCUGUUCAUAGACAUGAAAUUCAGGCCUCUGUGGUCAGUGCCAACACCACCCUGUCUCCUCUGGCACCUGGGGCUCUGUCGAGCCCACGCCUGGGCGACUGCCUCCUUGCCAGAACACUGACCAAGGAAUGGGACGAGCUCAGAGAAAAUCAUGAGACGAUGUUAUUUCAUAAACUGCUAUUUUGUGCUGUGAUAAGUUUCAGUAUGCUUUGCUUUGUGUGUAUUUGCUGUGAAGGAAAAAAAAGAAAGAAAAAUCAGAUACAAAUGUUAUAGGUUCAGAGCUGUUCUUGGGAAUCACCAUAUAAUGGAUGACAAUUCCUAAAUUAAAAGUCCGUCCUGGAA